Triticum aestivum (bread wheat) is the source of this 2821-nucleotide messenger RNA. RefSeq lists its product as uncharacterized. The transcript has 2 exons. NCBI's taxonomy places the organism in Eukaryota, Viridiplantae, Streptophyta, Magnoliopsida, Poales, Poaceae. Gene Ontology annotation, molecular function: zinc ion binding; nucleic acid binding. The record is from RefSeq and is a predicted model, not a curated record. Bases 1822 to 2748 code for a protein of 308 amino acids.
CGUUCGGUUUCAUUUCCGAGGCGAAUUACAUCAUGAUGGAAUUCAGUGGAAAUAUUUGGAUGGAAGGUCAGGAAUGUCCACAAUUGAGUAUGACAAAUUGUGUCUACAAGAUUUGAAGAAACACCUUGCAGAUCAUGUUUCUUGUUCUGAUGAGGUACUAAAUGCCACAACUUUGCAUUGGAUGUUUCCUUUAAAUGGCAAAGGUGCUCUGGUUAUUAUGGAUGAUGAAGAAUCGGUCCUUCAAAUGGUCAAAUGUGUAACUGAUGUUGGUGUUAUAGAUCUUUAUGCUAACAUGCCAAAAGAGCCUAGUGCCAAGACUAGUGAUUGGGAGGUAGAACAGGGAGAGGGACAAUGGGGAGAAGAACAACAAAAACAAUGUGUAGAUCAGCAGAAAAAUUCAGAGGAAUGCAAAGGAGGUGCAGAGGAGAUGCAAGAGACAGCUGAAGAUGCACGUGCGUUUCAUCAGCCCUAAAAGUUGCCAGUUUUUAGGAAGAUUGUUAAGGGUAGUAGCUCCAUAGGAAAACUAAAGGUGGCUGAAGGGAAAAGAAACAAAGGCGGUGAAGAUGAAUCCACAAGCAGUGAUAGCGACUAUGAGGUUGGUUUAGAAGAUGAAGACAAUAGUUCUGCUGAAGAUGAAGAAACAAUUGAAUUCAGAAAAUAUGCAAGGGAACUUAAGAACAAGAUCACGAACAAGAUGCUUGGGGAAGAGGAUGAGAAAGGUGUUGAUGUGCCAGAGGAUUUCCUUGUCCCGGAGGAUUGCAAGCUUGAUGAUGGUGAUGGUGAUGUGACACCGUAUUUUGACAGUGCAGAUGAUUUCUCUUAUGAUGAAGCAAGUGAUGGGGAUGACAUGCUUAAGAGGAAGAAGACAGAGCACAAAGUUUAUGAUAGUACUUCUGAAAUUCCUUUAUUCUCUGUUGGUAUGGCCUUCCAUGACAGUAGGAAGUUCAAGAAUGCAUUGGUGAAGUAUGGACUGAAAACGUAUCACCACUUGUUAUUUCUAAAAGACGAGAAGAAGAGAGUAAGUGCAAAAUGUAGUGGCCAGGCUGUCCUUGGAGUAUUUAUGGAUCCAUUACCAGCAGGUCUGAUUGGUUGCUAGUAGGGAGAUACAACAAUGAGCACACAUGUAUUCCAAGAAGGGACAACAAGUUGGUCACAUGUGGUGUCAUUGCAAAAAAGUACUUUAGGCAAAUCAGGGACAAUCCAUCAUGGAAGGCAGAGCACAUUCAACAAGCUGUUCUUCAGGAUCUAGUGGCUGAUGUGUCCAUAUCCAAAUGCAAAAGAGCAAAGAAACUUGUUAUGGAGAAGAUAAUUGAUCUAUCAGAUGGUGAGUAUGCUAGAGUUUAUGAUUAUCAACUUGAGUUGCUUAGAAGCAACCCAGGUAGCACUAUUGCAGUGACAUUAAAUCCAGAAAUUCUUGAGAGCAAUGUGUUUGAAAGAAUGUAUAUGUGUUUAGAUGGUUGCAAGAAAGGAUUUCUAGCAGGAUGUAGAAGAGUUGUGGGGCUAGAUGGAUGCUUUCUGAAGGGUGCAUUCAAGGGGCAAUUGCUUUGUGCAAUUGGUAGAGAUGCCAAUAACCAGAUGUAUCCAAUAGCCUGGGCUAUAGUAGAGGUUGAGAGCUAUGAUUCUUGGUAUUGGUUCAUUGGGUUUCUUCAAAAAGAUCUCCAGAUAAACAACAAUGGUGAAGGAUGGGUGUUCAUCUUCGAUCAGCAAAAGGGUCUCAUCAGGGCAGUCAAUGAGCUUGUGCCCCAAGCAGAGCAUAGGAUGUGCGCAAGACACAUUUACGCUAACUGGAGAAAAUAGCAUAGGGACAAGGUCUUUCAGAAAAUGUUUUGGGCAUGUGCCAAGUCAUCGGAUAGAAGCCAGUUCAAUUACAAUAGGGCUAAGCUUGCACAAAAGACAGUAGAGGGUGCGAAAGACAUGAUGAAAACUACACCAGAGUAUUGGUGUAGGGCCUACUUUAGGAUUGGGUCUUUUUGUGACUCAGUUGAGAACAACAUGUGUGAGUCAUUUAAUAAUGCCAUCAUGAGAUCUAGGUUCUAUCCGGUAUUAACUGCAAUGGAAAUCAUUAGAAAGAAGGUCACUGUGAGGAUCCAACAAAACAGAGCAAAGUCUGAGAAGUGGUAUGGAACCAUUUGUCCAAAUAUUUUCAAGAAGUUGAAGGUCAACAUUGAAAGAUCUGCUAGGUGUCAAGUGUUGUGGAAUGGAAAGGAUGGGUUUGAAGUACCGGAAGGUGAGCAUAGGAGAUACACAGUCAAUCUAGAAAACUGGACAUGUUCAUGUAGAUAUUGGCAACUUUCCGGAUUACCUUGUUGUCAUGCGGUUAGUGCAAUCUACACCUGCUCUAGAGAUUUGGAUCUCUACAUUUCACCUUGCUACUCUAUUGCUGAGUACAACAGAAUUUAUGAUCAUGUUCUUCAGCCUAUCAAUGGACCAGAAGAUUGGCCAAUUUCUGAAAAACCUAGACCUCUUCCACCUAAGAAAAGAACACAGACUGGCAGGCCCCAGACAAAGAGAAGGCAGGAGGAAGGAGAGAAACCUAGGAACCCAUCAAAAAUGUCAAGAGCAGGCACUCAGGUGACAUGUUCAAGUUGUGGAACUCAGGGUCACAACAAAAGAAAAUGUACGAAUAACAAUACUGCUGGUAAUAAAGAGCAUGCCAACUUCACAAGAGCAGCUACAAGGAGAAAGGCCAAGCAAGCAAGAACAGAGGUGCCCCUUUCUAUCUUCUUUUUUUUGCAUAUUUUUUCCUGACAUGUGCAAAUUUGCUAAUCUUAACUGUUUUUAAUACAGCAAGCUCAUGUUCCAUCAGCACAACAAAGUUCGG